Sebastes umbrosus (honeycomb rockfish) is the source of this 1325-nucleotide messenger RNA. RefSeq names its product TAF8 RNA polymerase II, TATA box binding protein (TBP)-associated factor (gene taf8). The record is from RefSeq and is a predicted model, not a curated record. Gene Ontology annotation, biological process: transcription initiation at RNA polymerase II promoter. Gene Ontology annotation, cellular component: transcription factor TFIID complex. NCBI's taxonomy places the organism in Eukaryota, Metazoa, Chordata, Actinopteri, Perciformes, Sebastidae. The transcript is spliced from 8 exons. The coding region runs from base 146 to 1072 and encodes 308 amino acids. Gene Ontology annotation, molecular function: protein heterodimerization activity.
CGGCGUGACGGAAAUGACGACAUAAACUCACACAGUGUUUACUACCGGCUGCUAGGCUAAAACGGCCGUCAGACAAACACAAACCUUCUGUCUCUAUAAAGCAAAAUAAGUUUAAUCCGACGAGCAGAGCACAAACAAACUACAGAUGGCGGAUCCUGCGGUGGCAUCGGGAGGUUCACUGAACGCAGGAGCGCGUGGGAGUGGUGGUAAAGCAGCUACCAGCCCUGCAGAGAACUACCACCUGGCCCGACGUCGAACCCUGCAGGUUGUUGUCAGUGCCCUCCUGACAGAGAGCGGCUUUGAGAGCGCGGAGAAGGCAGCAGUGGAGACACUCACUGAGAUGAUGCAGAGCUACAUAACUGAAAUAGGUCGGUGUGCUAAAGCUUAUUGUGAACACACAGCCAGAAGCAUCCCAACCCUGUCAGAUGCAGUGGUCACGCUCAUUGAAAUGGGUUUCAAAGCAGACACCCUGCCUGUGUAUGCCAAGAGAUCACAGAGGAUGGUUAUAACUGCCCCUCCAGUGACCAACUCACCUGUGACUCCCAAAGCUCUGUCAGCCGGACAGAAACGCACACAUCCGGCUCACAUCCCCAGCCACUUCCCAGAGUUCCCUGACCCUCACACCUACAUCAAAACACCCACGUUCAGAGAGCCUGUGUCAGACUACCAAGUGGUGAGAGAGAAGGCAGCAAGUCAGAGGAGAGACGUGGAGCGAGCGCUCACACGCUUCAUGGCCAAGACCGGAGAAACUCAGAGCCUCUUCAAAGACGACAUCACUGCCUUCCCAUUGAUCGCAGCACAACCAAGCACCAUCCCAUAUCUAAGCGCCCUCCUGCCCUCGGAGCUGGAAUUGCAGACUCUGGAGGAGACAGACUCCUCUGAGCAGGACGACCAGACAGACAGCGAGAACACAGCAGGAAACAUCCUCAAUGAUGAUCCAGGAGCUGACAAAGAAAACUCCAUGCUUCCUCCCGGUGGAGUUGUUCCUUCCGCAAAGGCCGCUGAGGACAACGUGAUCGACAACCCGUACCUUCGGCCGGUCAAAAAACCCAAAGUGAGGAGGAAGAAAUGAGUGGGACCCACCUUGAAGCAACAGACUCACAUUUGCCACAGUGGUUGGUGCUUUCAGAGUGUGAGCUGGGACCAGUACUGCUGUUGGCUUUUUGUAUACUGACUGACUUCUAUUGAGAGAGAAAACUUUCUUUUGUGUUAACUGUAAUCUUUUCAGCAAGCACUCCCUUUGUAAGCAACAUUAUGAUGUAAUAUACAAACCAUAUAGGAAUCCAGUCAUUUUGUGAAUAAAAAAAACAAUUUUCUUUUUUUUU